AUGGGCUCGGCCUUGGAACUGUCGCAGUCGUUAAACUCGCGGCGGCCGGCGGCGCCCUCGCUGCCGAGCUUCGAGCUGCCCCCGCCACCGUUUGGGCUGGCGGGCGCCCACAGCGGCCCCAAGUGGCCCCAGAAUCCCGGGGGUCCCCUUCCAACCUCGCAACCCCCCGCCAGUGUGAGUGUGGGCAACCUGCUGACACCCCCGGCCACCAACCAGUCCGGCGAGACCGCCACCUCCCAUCCGCUGGCGCCCUCCUCUGGUGUUUCUGCAGACCUGCCGCCGGCAUACUGGCCAGGAACAUCGACUUACGGGAGCGGAGGAGGAGCUACGGCGCAGUGGGCGUCCGGCGUCACUCCGGGCUACACGCGCUCGUCCUUCUCUCCGUCCGGGAUGGUGGGUCGUCCGGCCGCCGUGACAGCUCCCUCCUCGACCGAUGGCCUGUCACAGCCAUUCGAGGCGCCCUCGUUGACAUUCCCACAGGCUUUGCCCGCUCCGCCCGCCACAAUUCCAUCGACAGCACCGCAGAUGGCUCUCUAUCACUCCGGACACGGCAACUCUCCGGCGCCGUUGCCGUCGAACGACCCAUAUACUCCAAAAGGCCACCUCUACGGCACCUCGCCACAUAUGCCCAGUCCGCAUCAGGCGGGCUUUUCCCCCAUGUAUGGCGGGCCACACGCCAUGAGUCCUGCGGGGCUCGGCAUCCAUCCGCAGGCACGCAUGCCCGCGCAAAGUCCUGGCGGACAACCGCCGCUGGCCUUCCCACGGCAACCAUGGCCUUCUUACUCCUUGCCGGCGAUGAACGGUCCCGUCAUGACGAAUGUACAUAGCCCCAACAGCCCCAUGUCCAUGAUGGGCGGCAUGCAGUCGGGCCUGCUUCCCGGCUUCAACAGCGGGCAUGUCGCCAGCACCCAACAUCUCUACAGCGCCCACCCGCCACCCCACGGCAUGCCGGCACCAGCGGCGGACCGGCCGUUCAAGUGUGAUCAAUGCCCGCAGAGUUUCAACCGAAAUCACGAUCUGAAGCGGCACAAGCGGAUCCACCUGGCUGUCAAGCCAUUCCCGUGCAACCAUUGUGAUAAGAGCUUCUCCCGCAAGGAUGCAUUGAAGCGACACAUUCUCGUCAAGGGUUGUGGCAAGGAUGGCGACUCGGAUUCGACGAACCAGACGGGCGACGUCAAGGGCGAAGGGCGUAGCGAAGACGGCAGCCCCGUCCUCAACGGGCGGGUCUAG
Molecule: messenger RNA, 1230 nt
Organism: Penicillium argentinense
Lineage: Eukaryota; Fungi; Ascomycota; Eurotiomycetes; Eurotiales; Aspergillaceae
Product: putative C2H2 finger domain protein
Exons: 2
Coding region: 1-1230 (409 amino acids)
Biological process (GO): regulation of transcription by RNA polymerase II
Molecular function (GO): DNA-binding transcription factor activity; RNA polymerase II cis-regulatory region sequence-specific DNA binding
Source: RefSeq, a predicted model, not a curated record